Messenger RNA from Paramecium sonneborni, 1675 nucleotides. NCBI's taxonomy places the organism in Eukaryota, Ciliophora, Oligohymenophorea, Peniculida, Parameciidae. The record is from the annotation of a GenBank genome assembly.
AAAAAGUGUCAUGAGUCUAUUCUAUUAAGGCUGGUUAGCUGAAAUUAUUGAUGUUAAAAUUGAUAAAAUUUACGAUAAAGAAGUUAUUCUAGGGGAAGGUGGAUAUGGAAUUGUUUAUAGAGGGAAAAUGUGGAUAAAAAACAUUAAUAAUACCAAAGAAAUAUAAGAAGUUCCAAUUGCAAUAAAAAGAAUAUAUAUUGCAUCUUAAAACAAGUAAACUAAAAAAAUAAUCAAGGAAUGGAAAAAACCCUUUAGAAAAUAUAAAACGUGAGCUAUCAGUUUAUUAACAAAUCAAAUCAAAAAAUAUUGUUUAAUUAUAUGGAACCCAAUAGAUUGAUAAAUAUUACGAUUUAUAUUUAGAAUUAUGUGAUGGAAGCUUAUUAGAUUGUAUAAUUGAUAAAAAUGAAGAUACACCAUUAUAAGAAAUGCAAGCACUUAAAUACUUCAAAGAAAUAGUUGAUACUUUAAUACUGCUAAAGUAAUCUAGUUAUUAAAGAUCUAACAAUAAAAUUAUGAAUCAUUUAUAUCAUAGAGAUAUUAAUGUAAAAAAUGUGCUUUACAAAAAAUUUUAAGUAAAAAAUCGUAUCAAAAUAUGUGAUUUCGGAAUCUCUUAUUAUCAGACAGAUAUUAACAAAAAUAAUUUAGAAAUGAGUUUAAGAACUGGAACUAUUGUAAAAAAUUUCUAUUUAUUUUAUAGAAUUUUAUGAGUCCAGAAAAUUUAUAAUUGGAAAAUUAUGAUUUAGAAAAAAAUGAUACUUGGGGUUUGGGUAUACUAUUAUUUUGUUUAUUAUUUGGUUACUAAUUUUAUAACCGAAAUUAACCCAAAUUCUAACCAUAGUCAAAGGAUGAUCAUUUAAGUUUAAUCAAGAACUCUAAAUUUUCUUCAUAAGCAAAAGAAUUACUUAUUGGGUUAUUAUAAAAAGAUCCAAAAUUAAGAAUUGGUUAUUCUUAAAUUAAGAGCACUUCAUGUUAUAGAAUGUUUUAAUAGAGUACGCUUAUGAAAGGGCAUACUAUUAAUAAAUUUCUCAAUCAUCGAUUGGAAAUUCAAUUUGAAUAAUUAACAAAAAUUUUCCUUGAUUUAAAGGAAAAUCUAUUUUUAUUAAUACCUAUAGAUUUGCUUUUAAUGCUAUUUUAUUUUUAUGAAGAUUGGAUCUAUAAAUAAUGUGAUUAUUAUAGUGGAUAUUACCUAAUUAAUGAUUCUGAAGAAUUUUAUACUAGUUAAAUCAAUUGUAGAAUUAAUUAUUGCAAAAUUCCAAUAAUCUUAUAAAAAUAAUAUGAAUUUUUUUAAAGUGUAAAACAAUCAAUACCUACAUAAGAUAAGAUUCUCCUUUUUUGGAGAAAUAUAACUAGAUCAAACAUCAAAAAAAUUUAUACAAGCGAUGAAAAACUCUAUUAUAUCAAUUUUCUAAAUGAAAUUCUUGAUCAACUUUCUUUAUAAUUAUCACAUUUUUCGAAGUAAACUUUAAAUUUGUAAGACAAAAUAUUAAAAGAAAAAUUAAGUGAGAAAAAGGAAAAACUAAAUUAAAAAUUAUAAAAGUUAAAGCAAUAGGAAAAGGAAAAAGAAAUUGAGUACGAAAAACUGAGUGAAUUGAUAGUUGAUUCAGAGAAGUUUUUAUUUUGGAAAAUUCAUAAAAAUUAUGAUUCUUCUUUAAAAUAAUUUAUUUAAUAAAAUUGA